CUCACUCCUGUAAUAAUACUGUUCUAUCAAAUUACCUCCAGAAUAGAAAACGACAAACCAAGACAUGGCAGAUGUUGUCGUGCUCUCUACAAGCAUAGUUCGACCCGACAGAGCAGAUUCAGAACCGGUUAAGAUCCAUCUAACUCCAUGGGAUCUCUUCUUCCUCCGAUCAGAAUACCCACAAAGAGGUCUCCUCUUCCCAAAACCCGACCCGGAAACCGAUAUUAUCCCCCAACUCAAAUCCUCUCUCUCCCUUGCGUUGACCAUCUUCUACCCAUUCGCGGGCAGACUAGUCAAGACCGAGAACGAAAACGACGAAACGGCGUCGUUCCUUGUAAACUGCGAUGGUUCAGGUGUCAAAUUCAUCCACGCGUCAGCUAAAACCGUCUCGGUUAAUGAUAUUCUAAAACCGGUCAACGGUAUCGUCCCCGAGUUCUUGAACCGUUUCUUUCCCGCUAACGGAGUUAAGAGCUGUGACGGUGAAUCGUUAAUAACGUUCCAAGUAACGGAGUUAAAAGACGGAGUCUUCAUCGCGUUCGGUUAUAACCAUAUGGUUGCGGAUGGAUCUUCCUUCUGGAGCUUCUUCAACACAUGGUCCGAGAUUUGCUUAACCGGAGUUAACCGGAAUAAAAAUUUAUCCCCGCCUCUGCUCCUCCGUGGCUGGUUUCUCGACGGGAUUGAUCAUCCGAUUCGAAUCCCGAUCUCGGAGACGGUACCACCGUCGUCUUCUCCGGUUGUUUCUUCGUCGUUGUUGCAAGAGAAGGUAAUCCGAUUCACGAGGAAGAACAUCUCCGAGCUCAAAUCGAAAGCUAACGGAGAGGUAAGCUCCGAUGAUCGGAGAAUCUCGUCGCUUCAAGCGGUUACAGCUCAUAUGUGGCGGUUCAUAAUCAGAAACAGUGAUUUGAAUCCGGAGGAAGUGGUUCACUGCAAGUUACUGAUGGAUAUGAGACGGAGACUAAACCCUCCGCUUGAUAAAGAGUGUUUUGGAAACGUCGUCGGAUUUGCUACGUGUACGACAACGGCUGGGGAGAUGGUUGGUAAUGGGCUGGGUUGGGCCGCGUUGGAGAUUAAUAAAACUGUUGGGCUGCAGACGGAUGAGGGAUUUAGAGUGUUCGCUGAGAGUUGGGUGAAGGAACCGAAGAUACCGGAUCAUGUGGGUGUGAGUAAUUCUGUGAUUGUGGCUAGCUCUCCUUGGUUUAAUGUAUAUGGUAAUGAUUUCGGUUGGGGUAAACCGAUUGCGGUUAGGGCUGGACCGGGUAAUACUAGCGAUGGGAAGCUUAUUGUUUAUCCGGGAAUUGAAGAAGGAAACAUUGAGAUUCAGACUUGUUUAUCUUCUAAUGUUUUGGAGAAAUUAUCGACUGAUCCUGAGUUUUUAGAGUAUGCGUGUGUUGUUUAAGUAAAAUAAUGGAAAUUAAAUGUAAUUCGCUUCUUGAAUAAAGGAAGAAAAGGUGUAUUGUGUUGUAUGUUUGUUUGUUUGUUUGUGUUGUUCGCUUCAAGAUUUAACCAAAUUUAUCAGUAGAAUUGAAAUCGUACCGG
Molecule: messenger RNA, 1536 nt
Organism: Eruca vesicaria subsp. sativa (arugula)
Lineage: Eukaryota; Viridiplantae; Streptophyta; Magnoliopsida; Brassicales; Brassicaceae
Source: the annotation of a GenBank genome assembly